AUGUAUCAUUACCCUAAAUAUAUCGAUCUGGUACCAGACGUACUUCAUAUGAAGCUGAGAAUUAUGGAUGUAUUAUUGAAACAUAUACUAUAUGAAGCCUGCACUGUUCCAGCUCCCGCCGAUAUUCAAAAACAACAACAACAGCGUGAGUUUACAUUAAAACUUCUCAAACAACAUUCAAAGGAAACUAAAACCUACAUUAAAUUCACACUAGAAAAACAAAAAAUCGUUAAAAUUGGUCCCAUAUCUGGUGAUAAGCAUGAUAUCUUUAUGCCGCAAUUACAGUUACAAAAAUUCAUGUGGAAUCAACAAAGAGUACAAAUCAUAAUGAAUCUGAUACAAAAUUUUUAUCAUAUUUUGGAACUGUUAAAAAAAGAAAAUGAUGAAAUUAAUCCAUUAGAACUUAAACUUUUAUGUAAAGGUUGGGCGCAAACUUAUCUGAAUUUAUUCGGAAAAGACCAAGUAAGAUGGUUUUUCGCUAAUAUAAUAA
Molecule: messenger RNA, 490 nt
Organism: Didymodactylos carnosus
Lineage: Eukaryota; Metazoa; Rotifera; Eurotatoria; Philodinida; Philodinidae
Source: the annotation of a GenBank genome assembly